CUUCACUCUUCAAUAUAAAGCAUCAUCACACUACAGAUGAAGAAGGCCCACACUAAGAGUCUAAGACUUACCAUUUUAGUUACAAAGCUCUCACUUCACACUAGCGAUCACCCAUUUCUUCAAAUGGCUACUGUCUCUCUUCACUCCCAUGCCUUCUUCUUCCUUAGUCUCCUGUUUGUGAUCCUCAUGAGUCUCCGACAACACUUGGCUUUGGCUGGAGGAUGCCAAUAUCCUCCGGUGAUCUUUAACUUCGGAGAUUCUAACUCUGACACGGGUGGACUCGUCGCUGGACUAGGUUAUACCGUUGGUCUCCCAAACGGCCGCUCAUUUUUCCGACGAUCCACCGGACGAUUAUCCGACGGUCGACUCAUAAUUGAUUUCCUCUGCCAGAGUUUGAAUACAAGUCUGCUAAACCCAUACUUAGACUCAAUGGUUGGAUCAAAGUUCCAAAACGGCGUUAACUUCGCCAUCGUUGGAUCAACCACUCUUCCUAGAUAUGUUCCGUUCGUCCUCAACAUUCAGCUCAUGCAGUUCCUUCAUUUCAAAUCCCGAGCACUAGAGCUUGUUUCCACCUCAGAUCCUUUGAAAGAGAUGAUGAUAACUGAGAGUGGAUUCAGAAACGCAUUGUACAUGAUCGAUAUCGGGCAAAAUGAUAUCGCAGAUUCAUUUUCCAAAGGCUUCUCUUACUCUCAGGUCGUCAAGCAUAUUCCAAACGUUAUUUCCGAGAUCAAGAGUGCAAUUAAGACAUUGUAUGAUGAAGGAGGGAGGAAGUUCUGGGUUCACAAUACAGGACCUUUAGGUUGUCUGCCUCAGAAACUCUCAAUGGUUCAGAGCAAAGAUUUUGACAAAAACGGUUGUCUAUCGGUUUAUAACUCAGCCUCAAAGUUGUUCAACGAAGGGUUGGAUCAUAUGUGUCGGGAGAUGAGAACCGAGCUGAGAGAUGCUGACAUAGUCUAUGUCGACAUUUAUUCAAUCAAGUAUGAUCUCAUCGCAAACUCAACCAACUACGGCUUUGAGAAACCGUUAAUGGCGUGUUGCGGAUACGGAGGGCCUCCUUACAACUAUAACGUGAACAUAACGUGUGGGCACGGUGGGUCUAAUAGCUGUGACGAAGGGUCUCGGUUUAUAAGCUGGGAUGGAAUACAUUACACUGAGACGGCUAACGCAAUUGUAGCCAUGAAAGUAUUGUCUAUGCAAUACUCCACGCCACCAACUCCGUUUAAUUUCUUUUGCAGCCGGUGAGAUUAUACAUCUAAUUGUAACUUUUUUUUUAAAUUGCACUAAAGAGAAAGGAGAUGUGUGCUUCUACGGUUCUACCAAGUGUCAUUUUAAGAAGACUUGUAAAUUGUAAUUGUGUUUGGUUCUCUGGUUUCGACUAGUCCAAAAAUCUUUUAAAAAUAUUACAGUUGCUUAUUACAACGUUU
Molecule: messenger RNA, 1424 nt
Organism: Eruca vesicaria subsp. sativa (arugula)
Lineage: Eukaryota; Viridiplantae; Streptophyta; Magnoliopsida; Brassicales; Brassicaceae
Source: the annotation of a GenBank genome assembly